GGGCGUUGUUGCCUCUCAUCCUUGAUGGUCUCCACACCUAUGCGGCGUUUCUGUUGAGGAAAUGACAUUUUUUUGACCGAAAAGAAGCUUUCUUCAAGAUAAAACUUAUCUCUGAAAGUGACUCUAGGUCUUCUUUUGUCCAGACGUGUGAUUUUAUCACAUUGACUUCCCCAAUCUGUUAGAAAACGCCGCAUUUGUACAUCGAGUCUCGUACGUGUCAACAACAUAAGGACGAGAGGUGCCUCCACUCAAUUGACUAAAGACUGAACCGAGAUUGGCAUUGACACAAUGGCAGAUAUUGAUGAAAUUCUAGGGCUAGAGUAUAUCCAGGACUUCGACUUGGAUUUCGAUGUAAAACAAGAAGACGAUGAGGGAGCUGAGGAUUGCACCAUGUACGGUGGCAAACCGAGCUUGGGAACGACUCCAGUCGAUGAGUCCCCAAGCAUCAGCAUACCUCUCUCUUCUUGCAUCAUAAACGUGCCUAGCCCCAUGCUUCCUAAUGUGGAACUACCUUACUACACAACGUGGGAUACAGCGCUUAGCCCUGGAGGUAGUCUGUCUUCAAAUGAUUCAGUAGAAGCUAUAAUCGGUACAGCCAAUGAUCCCGGAAAAAGCGGAAGUCGCUCCGUUACCGGCGGAGCCCCGUUGAAUUCCGACCUACCCAGAUGUGACAACCAACUGAAAAAAGAGUUUACAGAUGACGAAUUAGUGUCUUUGAGCGUAAAAGACCUUAAUCGUCGAUUGCGUACUUAUACCAAGGAGGAAAUUGUGUAUUUGAAACAAAGACGAAGAACAUUAAAAAAUCGCGGAUAUGCACACAGCUGCCGAACGAAACGCAUGUUUCAGCGCCAUAAUAUGGAAAGUGAUUACACAAACCUGAGAGCUGAAGUACAACAGCUUCGAGUGGAAUUGGAAAGGACAAGACGAGAAAGAGAUGCAUACAGAACUCGUCUUGAAAGAGUAAAUGACAGUCCACCGACGUCUCCCGGCGAUUCCUCUUAGAAGACACCAACAGCAGAUCAUAACUUCUACGGAUUCCACAAAUUUUAAAAACCUGACUAACGACUAUCCAACGACAUUCAUAGUUACGUAUUUUACUCAAAGCCAACUACAAAUAGCCGUAUGUUACGUUACGACAAGACACCAAUGUUGUUAUUUUUAUUUCUCAACGAACUUGUAUUUUUUGGUAUGCUUUUCUGAGAGAGCAAAAUUUAAUUGACUGGACAGUUAAUUGGCACAAUUAAGUAUUAUUUUCAACUACAGUAUUCAUUGACUGUGUGUGUUUAUUUUGAACUCUGCCAGCGCCUGUUGUUCGUCGAUCGAUAGUGACAAAUGAACUAACCAAGUGUUGCGCAAUACCUCCAAUAUUUAUGCAAUUCGCCGAGUGCGGUUCAACAAGGUAAAAUCAGGGACACAUAAAUUAGUUUUUGUGGCGGUUUAAAACUGGCUUAAUUUGGAAACUUACUAAAGUUUGUGGAAUCCUGCGAAAUGUACUGUAAACUAAAAAAUGUGUGAUAUGAGUUGAAUGCUUAAACCAGGUAAACUCGUUAUUUUUGUAUAUAUCAACAAUCUAGGUCUAGGCCUAGGCUUGUCUAUCUAGGUUAAAAUAUUUAUAGUUUCCAUACAAGUACCGACAGUUUUUGGUAGAGCAAAUGCGUUUAUUUGAUAUUUACAAAUGGGUUGUAAAUACUAUGUUGGCCUGGUUUACCUUUCUAUGUCUAUCACACAUUUUAACAGAUUUUCGUCAGUAAUGUAUAUUUAUAAAGAACAAAUGUAUUGUUCAACGGACUGAUAAUGGAUAAAACCAUAUUUAAGUAAACUUUGACUAGUAACGGAACUAAAGAAGAAUAAGAAAAAUAAGUAACAAAAAAAAGCAACAACAUAAAACAAAAAGAGGCAUAAAAUUUUAAAAAACAUAUUUUGCUUUUAUGGGAUUUUGAAUAUUGUAAGUGAGUUUUUUGUUUAUAAUAAGUAUUGAGAUGUAAAGAGACCUUUUGAUUACUAAAAAGUAUAUGCUCACUCUAUUAAUAGGCGAUCUCAUUUUAGCUAAUAUGAAAAAAAAAUAGAAAAAUAAAAAAAAAUAAAAAAAAUAAUAAGACCAGAAAAGCCCAUUAGCUGGCCAAUUGUGGAGGUUUGCCAGCUUAUACAAUGGGCACCAAACUGGACUUUGACUAUGUCUAUGAUUUGACGACGGACACGAAACUUGUACUUUACUUUUAACUUAACCUGUAAUUUUGAUUUUGUAAAACCUGUUAAAACUCUAAAAAAAUGUAUUUUAUCAUUUCCCCCCUUUGUGAUAAUAACGACGUCAUUAUUUCCUUUGUAUUCAGUUCAAUAUUGAUACUGAAAUCCUCAUAAAAAUAUUGUUUUAUUGUUUUUUUUAAUUUGUAUCCCGUUUUAAAAAUGUAUAAAAUGUGUAAAUCUGGAUUUUACUAAUUAUUUCUCGCUAUAAUUUCAUCUAAUUUUUUUUCACCUACAUUUUGAAUGUAAUUACAGAUUUUUCUCAUUUAUUGUGGAAUAUGCAAUCCUACCUUCCUAAUUACUACUAUUUUCCAAGUAAUUAAGAGAAUGUAUAAGAUCAUGAAGAAGUUUUAACACGCAUUAAAAAUUCGUAGGGCCUAUGUUUGUAAUAGCUUACAUCAAAGGUACUACCCUAAUAUAUUUAUUGCAAUCACAAAAACAAAAAAUAUAUAUAUUAUACUAUCUAUGUUAUCUGAAUGUAUUGUGUGUGUACAUAACUCUAUGGUAAUAUUGGAAAGACAGUAUGUAAAUAGUUCUUUCUGUUGAAAAGGAACUAGCUGCAACAAAAUAUUCAUGUGGUUUUGUUUCAUGUUUCAACCUCCUUUUUUGACUUAUGAACCCGAUGAUAUAUUAAUAAAAAAUCUCUGGUAAAUGAA
Messenger RNA from Anneissia japonica, 2897 nucleotides. Its product is annotated as neural retina-specific leucine zipper protein-like. Gene Ontology annotation, molecular function: DNA-binding transcription factor activity, RNA polymerase II-specific; RNA polymerase II cis-regulatory region sequence-specific DNA binding. Gene Ontology annotation, cellular component: nucleus. The record is from RefSeq and is a predicted model, not a curated record. Bases 289 to 1002 code for a protein of 237 amino acids. Lineage: Eukaryota; Metazoa; Echinodermata; Crinoidea; Comatulida; Comatulidae. Gene Ontology annotation, biological process: regulation of transcription by RNA polymerase II. The transcript has a single exon.